UGUCGUUCCGUUUCGCAGGCGGUGGACAGUGGCUGACCACGCAGCAAGCACGACUGCCCGGCUGCGUGCACACGUCAUUUACGUUUGCCAGUUUCUUCUCUUAUUUCAAUUGUCGAUUUCAUCAACCAGUCAAAAAUGGACUCUCUGAAGAAAGGCUGGUUUAGUGAACUGAAUGAACUAUGGCCGGGAAUGAGUUUGUCGCUUCAAGUGGAAGAAGUGCUGCACAAGGAAAAAUCCUCGUAUCAAGACAUAAUGGUGCUGCAAACGAAGUCUCAUGGGAAAGCCUUAAUCCUGGACGGUAUAAUCCAAUGUACUGAAUCAGAUGAAUUUGCUUAUCAAGAAAUGAUAUCAUUCUUGCCUUUGUGUUGCCAUCCUUCUCCAAAGCGAGUGCUUAUUGUUGGUGGUGGUGAUGGAGGAGUCGCUAGAGAAGUAGCCAAGCACCCUGAUGUUGAGAGAAUUGAUCAAGUAGAAAUUGAUGCACAAGUAAUUGAAGUUUCCAAAAAAUUCUUACCCUCUAUGGCCGUUGGUUUUUCGCAUCCCAAGCUAUCACUUCAUGUGGAAGAUGGAUUCAAGUUCAUGCAACAACACGAGCACGAGUUUGAUGUGGUAAUUACGGACUCGUCAGAUCCCGUAGGUCCAGCAGUUUCUCUUUUCCAAGAGAGCUACUUCAGUUUAAUGCGCCGUGCUUUGAGACCUGGGGGCAUCGUAUGUUCUCAGGGUGGAACAGUGUGGGCCAAUUCUGAGCAUGUUGCGCAAACACUCUCUCAUUGUCAGGCUACCUUUCCAGCUGCUGCUUAUGCUUAUGCUGCUGUUCCCACCUACCCCACUGGUCAGAUUGGUUUUGUCCUUGGAAGUCUAGAUGAGAACACAAAAUUCCGAGAUCCUGUAAGAAAAUUUAGUGAUGAUGAAUUGGAAUCAAUGCAUCUUCGUUACUACAAUUCUGACAUUCAUCAAGCUGCAUUCACUAUGCCACGAUUUGCACAGAAAAUUUUGUCUUCGACAUCGAAUCCUUCUGACAGAAAUAACAAUCCAGGUGAUUCAUCCUAAUACGGGUCUGUGGCCUUGGACAUGGUUAUAAACAUAACUGAUCCAAAGUGCUCAUAUGAUUUCCUAAGUGAAGUUCAGUUUCCAAAAAGUCUUCAAAGCCAUAUCUUAUAUAGACUUAUCUGCUUGCUUCAUGGAAAUUUUAUUUUUCUUGAGACUGCAUUAUGUUGAAGACUCUUUGGAGCUCUUACAUUCCUACUAGAUAAACUUUUUGUUUAGCAUUGAUCUGAAGGAGAAUUACGUUUUUAGUUGACCAACAAGAUUUUUGUACUGAUUUAUAUAACAGUUAUUUUGAGGCUGGUUCCACUUUUGUGUGUUUAGAAGCAUACUUUAUUCAUUUUCAAUGCUAAUACCACACUAUGAUUAAGUUUUAUAAGAUUUUAGUUGCCUUUUGGUACUCUAGAUAAAAUGUUUAUAUUUUAUAUUUUCAUAAUAUUUUUUUGUCCCCCAAAAUUUUGAUCUCAUGAAUUUUUUCAUGUCUUUAUCGUUGUUUUUACCCACCAUGAGGGUUGGUAAUGCAGUUGUGAAUUUUUCCACCUGUAUCAUCGUUUUAUUUCAGUCCAUGUACUUGUCAUUAUACUUUAUUUAUUAUAUUGUCAGAGGCUUGAUUCUUGAAGCCACAAAUCCCUUUGUACUGAUUGAUAAAUCCUGUCUGUUUGAAAGUAAUCUUUUCAAACAGAAUCUUUUUAUUUCAAAUAAGAUAAUUAAAUGAAAUUCUAUUGGAAGUUUUGGGCGCUUCACCGAAA
Thrips palmi is the source of this 1790-nucleotide messenger RNA. RefSeq names its product spermidine synthase (gene SpdS). Gene Ontology annotation, molecular function: spermidine synthase activity. Lineage: Eukaryota; Metazoa; Arthropoda; Insecta; Thysanoptera; Thripidae. Gene Ontology annotation, cellular component: cytosol. Bases 136 to 1047 code for a protein of 303 amino acids. The record is from RefSeq and is a predicted model, not a curated record. The transcript is spliced from 6 exons. Gene Ontology annotation, biological process: spermidine biosynthetic process.